Messenger RNA from Purpureocillium lilacinum, 750 nucleotides. RefSeq lists its product as uncharacterized. NCBI's taxonomy places the organism in Eukaryota, Fungi, Ascomycota, Sordariomycetes, Hypocreales, Ophiocordycipitaceae. Gene Ontology annotation, molecular function: deubiquitinase activity. Gene Ontology annotation, biological process: protein deubiquitination. The record is from RefSeq and is a predicted model, not a curated record.
AUGCCCGCGCGCGAGAACGGCACGAGACAGUCGAGCAGCCGGCACCGCUCGACGCUGUCGCUGCAAAAGACGGAGAUUACAAUCCACGUUUACGAUCUGCUACCGCCCGGCAGGGUAUCCUCGGUCCUCUGGACCGUCGGGGCGUCGCUGCUGCAUUCCGGCGUCGUCAUCAACGGCCGCGAGUACGCCUACGGCGGCCACGACAAGCGCGGCGUCACCGGCGUCUACUGGACCAAGCCCAAGACGGAGCCUCCCGGAGGCACCUUUCGCUGCGAGAUACUCCACGGAUUCACGCUCGCUAGCCAAGAAGAGAUCGACGCCACCCUUCGCCACGCCUCGGACGAGUUUCUCGGCACCUCGUACAACCUCCUUACUAGAAACUGCAAUCACUUCACCUCAUAUCUCUGCCAGAAGCUCACCGGCUCGCCCAGCCCCGGAUGGCUCAACCGCGCUGCCAGCAUCGGCGUUGCUCUGCCCUGCGUGGUCCCGCGCGAAUGGAUAGAGCCGCCCGAGUACGACACGGCCGACGGCGAGCUGCUCGAUGAGGACGAGCAGCACACCGAUGAGCACUCCCGCAUGCUCGGCCAGUCGCGGCCGCACUUUCUCUCCGACGGUGCCGCCAGCGACGAAGCGACGGAGUGGGAUAGCGAGGAGGAACGGCGCCGCGGCGGCAGCGGCAAAGGGAAGCAGGUCGUCCGGGACUCGGCCGGCCGGCAGCUCCCCGCGGCAGAGCGGGCACCCACCUGGUAG